CAUCCAUCUUUGAUCUCCCCCACCCACACACACAUGAUCACACUCUCUGCCUAGCUCAGCUCCAGCUCCCUUGCUUGCACACCUCUCCCUUUCCUCGCCCUCUCUCUAUCCUCCUCUCUCUACUGCACCACACUGCUAGGCGGCUAGAACAAUCUAUAUGUGAAGAGAGAGCACACGUCGAGCUAGGCCAUCAGCUUGAUCUCAGGCAGCGUGCGCGCUCCUCCUGCCGAUCCAUCCAUGUCGGGCGUGAGGCAUGACAACGGCGGCGGCUACCAGCACCACCUCUCCGGCGACUUCCAGUUCCACGACGAGCUGGCGUCGCUGUUCGCGCAGCGGCCCGACGCGUCGACAACGCCGAUGGUGCAGCAGCCGUGGUUCGCGGACUACCCGCAGGCGCCGCUGCUGGACUAUGAGGCGUUCGCGGGGGAGUUCGGCGCGCCGGCCGCGGAGGAGGUGAAGAGGGAGCUGCUGGUGGACACUGGCGCUGCUGCCGGCGUCGGGAUGCCCGGCGGUGGGGUUGGGGCGACGCCGGCGCCGCUGACGCCGAACAGCGUGUCGGUGUCGUCGACGUCGAGCGAGGCCUGUGGCCCCGGCCCCGGAGCGGGCGAGGAGUCGGCCGGGAAGUGCAAGGAGGAGUGGGAGAUGGAGGAGAGCAAAGAUGGAUCGGCGGCGGCCAAGAGGGAUGGGGAAGGAGAGGAGAAGAACAAGAAAGGGGCGGCCAAGGGCAAGGGCAAGGGCGAGAAGCGGUCGCGGCAGCCGAAGUUCGCGUUCAUGACCAAGAGCGAGGUCGACCACCUCGAGGACGGCUACCGGUGGCGCAAAUACGGCCAGAAAGCCGUCAAGAACAGCCCAUUUCCUAGGAGCUACUACCGGUGCACGACGCAGAAGUGCCCGGUGAAGAAGCGGGUGGAGCGGUCGUACCAGGACGCCGCGGUCGUGAUCACCACGUACGAGGGCAAGCACACGCACCCCAUCCCCGCCACGCUGCGCGGGAGCACACACCUCCUCUCCGUGCACCACCCGAACCUCCACCACCCGCCGCCGCCGCUACCGAUCGGUGGCGGUGGCGGUGGCCUCGCCUUCAGGCCCUGCUUCACCGCCUACGACGCGCUCGGCCUCCUGCAGCCGCAGCAGGGCCACCACCACGCCUUGCAGGAGCUGGUGAGCGGCACGGGCGCCGCCGCCGGAGUGCGUGCGCACCAGGUGAGCGCCGCCAUGUCGAGCCAUGCGCUGCCUGACCAGCAUGGCUUGGCUGCCAUUGUCGGUACGGCUGGUACUGCCACUGCUACGGCGGCUACUAGAGCUCCACUCCGGAUGCAGCACUUCAUGGCACAGGACUAUGCUGGCCUCUUGCAGGACAUGUUUCCGUCCUUCGUUCACAACGACGAUGGCGACAACCAUCACCACCCUUGAUGACUGAUGAGUUGAUGAUGAUGAUGGUGAUCGAGAUAAGCUAGCCCGAUAGAGAUUUGGUUGUUGAUAUGAUCUAGCUAGCCAGUAGUAGCAUCAGUACGUACUAAGCUGGGCUCCAGUACUAGAAGUUUCUUGUACAUGUACCUGAUUCUAAUGAGCUCAUGCUUUGCACUUAAUUUGGCUUAUGGGUGCAGUACUGCACUGUACUGUUGAGCUGUGGUAACUUUAUGCCCUAGCUUAUUCCUUUUCCUUGAAUUCAAAUUAAUAUUUAGAGAAAA
Molecule: messenger RNA, 1691 nt
Organism: Phragmites australis (common reed)
Lineage: Eukaryota; Viridiplantae; Streptophyta; Magnoliopsida; Poales; Poaceae
Product: WRKY transcription factor WRKY51-like
Exons: 3
Coding region: 238-1413 (391 amino acids)
Biological process (GO): regulation of DNA-templated transcription
Molecular function (GO): DNA-binding transcription factor activity; sequence-specific DNA binding
Source: RefSeq, a predicted model, not a curated record